Messenger RNA from Aspergillus ruber CBS 135680, 1685 nucleotides. Its product is annotated as purine-nucleoside phosphorylase. Bases 241 to 1458 code for a protein of 405 amino acids. Gene Ontology annotation, cellular component: endoplasmic reticulum. Gene Ontology annotation, biological process: transmembrane transport. The record is from RefSeq and is a predicted model, not a curated record. The transcript has a single exon. Lineage: Eukaryota; Fungi; Ascomycota; Eurotiomycetes; Eurotiales; Aspergillaceae.
AAAUGGAGCUAGCACGAAAUCCUAAUUGGCCUGACCGUCCAAAACACGCGAUAAGCAAAUUCAGGAACCACUUUCGGUUCUCGGACCAUGAGCGAUUUGGCUAUUCGAGCAUAUCAGCAAGCAAGAUGGCCGGCGGAACCCGCCGCUCAACGGCUUUAGCUGGAGCUAAUAUAAAUCGCAAUACCUCCCUCGAAAUGAGGUUUUUCAGCACGAUUCCGUGUACCCCUCUGCACUAGCACAAUGCGUCUCCCCUCCCUCAGCACUGGGCUCUUGGCCGUCAGCUCGCUAUGGACUGCUGUCUCGGCGACGCCCGGCCAUGGUGUUCAAUUGACUGGCAAGCAUAAGAUCACUCCCAAGGUCUUUAUUGUGUCUAUGUUUGCCCCCGAAGCUGAGGCUUGGUGGGGUAUUCCCGAGUUCAAUCUCCUGGCGCACAACAUCACCGUCCCGGGUUUGUCACCUCUCUUCCCGGAUGUCCAUUGCACGGCCGACUACAGCGUCUGUCAGCUGGUCACCGGCGAAGGCGAGAUCAACGCCGCCGUGACUCUGUCCUCGCUCCUAUUUUCCCCCAUCUUCGAUCUCACCCACACCUACUUCUUCGUGGCAGGCAUUGCCGGUGUCAACCCGAAGGUGACAACGAUCAACUCGGCGACUUUCGCGCGGUACGCCGUGCAGGUUGCACUGCAGUACGAGGUCGACCUGCGAGAGCUUCCCGACAACUGGACGACCAGCUACUUCCCGCAAGGCGCCCAGAAGCCAUUCGAGUACCCGACUUCAAUUUACGGAACCGAGGUGUUUGAGCUGAACGCUGACCUCCGCUCGAUUGCGGCUUCGUUUGCUCGUCGCGCGAAUCUUUCCGACUCGACCACUGCCCAGGAAUACCGUGCCAAAUACGCCACCGACGACGAGGUUUAUGUGGCCGGUACCAAGGCGCCAUCCGUGGUGGAAUGCGACGUCACCACUACCGAUGUGUACUUCAGCGGCAGCCUGCUGAGCGACGCCUUCGACAAGACCACCAGCGUGCUCACCAACGGCACCGGUGUGUACUGCUCGACGGCGCAGGAGGACAACGCGACGCUGGAGGCGUUGCUGCGCGCGGCCAAGCACAACCUCACCGAUUUCUCGCGUAUCAUCGUCAUGCGCACAGGAUCCGACUUUGAGCGCGGAUACAAAGGCCAGUCCGCGCUGGACAACCUGCUGUAUGCAGAGCAAGGUGCGUUCGAGCCCGCAGUGCAGAACUUGUACAACGCCGGUGUGCAGGUUGUCCAGGGUAUCCUGCGUGGGUGGAACACCACCUUCGCUGCUGGCGUUAAGCCCAGCAACUACAUCGGUGACAUCUUCGGUACCCUGGGUGGCAAGCCGGACUUUGGGCCUGGAAGCGAGCAGGCAAAGGAAGAUGCUGGGGCGUUAACCAAGCGCGGAAUGGGUCUGACAAAGAGGAGCCGGGGCGUGCGGAGGUAGACAUGCACAUACCAAUGCCAUCCAAUCUGCUAGGAUCUCGUGUAUAUAACCCCACACACUUACACCAAUAAUAGUCCAUGAUAUCUGAGUUUAUCUGCAUAUACAUUACCGAGGAUACGCUUGUUCCCCAGAUAAGCAGCCAAAUCCGGGGUACAUCUUAUCAUCAUGACACACCGAUGUAACCUCCCGCACAGGAAGCUCUUCGCGUGGCCACUCAUAAUGCGACG